Molecule: messenger RNA, 407 nt
Organism: Cuscuta europaea
Lineage: Eukaryota; Viridiplantae; Streptophyta; Magnoliopsida; Solanales; Convolvulaceae
Source: the annotation of a GenBank genome assembly
GAACAGAAUAGCGGUGUGCAAGAAACUGAUACUAGAAGGGUGCAUAUUCAGGAAGAGGUUUGGGAAGAUUUGAAUACCCAAUUUGUAAAUGAGUUGAUAACAAGCGUGGAUAUAGUUGAAAAACUUGUAUUAGGUGACAAAGUUGCAGAGGAGCAUACGCAAAAAGGAGAGAAAACUGCAGACGAGCAUUUACAACGAGUAGGAGAAGGGAACGGGAGUACAAGCAUUGAUUCCGAAGUGAUCAAAGAAAAAAGUGUGGAGAUGACAUGUGCACCAAUUGGAAGACCUAAGCGAAAUGCAAGAUCACCUGACAGAUUUACACCUGCAGGGAAUAUUGAGGUCGCAAAGAGGAGACGGAAGGAAAGAGCAAAAAGAAGUGAAGAGGACCAAUUUUUACCGGCGAAAAA